AUUCGGCAAGAGGUACUUACACGUACUGAUCAUUUUGAAAAUGGCGAAUGAAAGUGAAUGUGAUGUAGCAGUGAAUAUCGAUGAGUCCGUCCAGAGAAGGCUGUGUUCUUCGGAUCAGUCAUGGGGAAUCUUUUUAGGAGGCUUAGAAAAAGAUAAUUUUGAUAUUGUGAGUGUCGUUAACUGUCAAAAUAUUGAUAUUCAGAACCCAGCAACUGUAAAGUCAAUCCACUAUCACCAUGAGGCCGCAAAUCAUGAUGUACCCUGUGCAAUUGAGCAAGAAAUAAAUCAAAUCCUGGUAAGCAUUCCUACAGGCUUCGGCAUAGUAGGUAUCUACUAUUUCCAGGACGAAAUCAAAGAGCCCCUUUGUAGAUUAGCCAAGCAUAUUCUAGUUCCACAGAUUCCAAAAGUUUUAAAUGGUGAAACUGAAAAAGUUAUUGUCUGCAAAGUCACAAAGGAUGGUCACUUUGAAGUGGAGUUUUUGAGCUGCUGUAAUGAUCCUGAUGUUGAAAAUGAAAAGACUGUGUUUUCUGUUCAUGUUGGUAAAACAGUAGCUACAGAUUUCCUUGACAAGAAGCUUCAUUUUCGUCUCCGAUGUAGCCUGCCUUGUCAACUGAACUUGACCGAUAUUGAUGCUAGUAUUUUUCAGGAGCAAAAUAGAAUACUUUCAAAGCUGGCGGACAAUGAAAUAUUGUUGACAUCCAAGGGGGAGAACAGAAAACUCAUUAAGAAUAAUACUGCUCUUGAUAUCAAAUUUAGUGACUUUUUCAAGACAGACAUCAUAGCACAAAGAAAUGGGCUAAUAGAUCUUGAUAUGAUGCUAAGCAUGUCUUCAAAUUGCAGUAGAGAUUCGGAGGCUGUUUCCCCAAUUUUAAUGUUUAAUUCAUCAGUAGAUGAGGUUUUAAAAUUUGAUCUGACCAUGGAUAUCAUCAUCAUGGUUGAUAAAUCAGAACAAGUAGAAUCAUUGAUACAUUUGGCUCUUGAAGGUCUAUCUGUACAAGCCAAAGGACUGCUUUUUGCUAUGAAAAGGUAUAAGGAGAAGUUUGAUUUUUGUCAAUUAAAGACCUUUCACUUCCAUCCCCACGACCUGUGCCACUAUGUAACACUGAUUUAUCCAGUCAAGAGUCUCAAUGGGUCAGAUAUCCCAGAAGAAAAGUUGCUAGAUCUUAGAAAAAGCUAUCACAAUUCAUUUAUACUACCAACUGAUAGGCCACUUUUUAAGACGAUUCAAAACUGUUAUGAGGCUACAAAUUUAGGCUUCCUGAUUAACCCACACCAAGGAUUGAGGUCUGGCAUUGAAGGUGGAAUUUGUGCAGUGGUCAAAGGAAAAUAUGCAUAUCAUCACUACAUGCAAGAUCGUUUUGACGAUAAUGGCUGGGGCUGUGCCUACCGCUCAUUGCAAACAUUAUGCUCUUGGUUUAGACUCCAAGGCUAUACCAAAAGAAGUGUUCCAUCACACAAGGAAGUCCAAGAUGUGCUAGUUUCAGUAGGUGAUAAACCAAAGAACUUUAGUGGAUCAAGACAAUGGAUUGGGUCAUUUGAAGUAGGAAUAUGCCUUCAAGAGCUAAUCAAUGUACAGUCAAAGAUUUUACAUGUGUCAACUGGUGCAGAAAUGGCUUGUAAAGGAAGAGAGCUUAUUGAACACUUUGAAGAGCAAGGGACACCAGUUAUGAUUGGAGGUGGUGUUCUGGCACAUACCAUAUUAGGUGUACAUUUCAAUGAAUCUACUGGCCAAAUCAGAUUCCUCAUUCUUGAUCCACAUUACACUGGUCAUGAGGACCUUAAAACUGUCACAAGCAAAGGCUGGUGUGGUUGGAAGGGCCCAGAUUUUUGGGAUCAAGUGGCACAUUAUAAUAUGUGCCUACCACAAAGACCAAUAAUGAUUUAAUUUAAAAUAUUUGUUGAUCUUCUUACAAUGUCAUGCACUUGGAAUUUGAAAUAUUUAAACCAUGUUCAAUUUUGAAAUGUUCCUUGAUGCCA
Rhopilema esculentum is the source of this 1977-nucleotide messenger RNA. Its product is annotated as ufm1-specific protease 2-like. NCBI's taxonomy places the organism in Eukaryota, Metazoa, Cnidaria, Scyphozoa, Rhizostomeae, Rhizostomatidae. Gene Ontology annotation, molecular function: deUFMylase activity. Gene Ontology annotation, cellular component: endoplasmic reticulum; nucleus. Gene Ontology annotation, biological process: proteolysis. The record is from RefSeq and is a predicted model, not a curated record.